Drosophila bipectinata is the source of this 439-nucleotide messenger RNA. The record is from RefSeq and is a predicted model, not a curated record. NCBI's taxonomy places the organism in Eukaryota, Metazoa, Arthropoda, Insecta, Diptera, Drosophilidae.
UUUGGAGGAUCCAGAACUGGAGGAUGGAGUUUCUGGGGACUAUACUGGAGAAACUGGUUCACCCAAACCUUGGCCCUGAUCUGGAAGAGGUGCAUCUUACAGCCACGUCAUCCCAUCGGAUGCAAUUCGACCCAGUGGCGACACCAUCGAGGAUGCACCUGAUCCGGAACCCGAUCAGGAGGCUUGGCCUGGAAGUGCCACAGGCCCAGGAGGAGCUGCCCCAUCCUCUCGAGAAGGAUGCACUGGAUCUGAAGGAAGAGGCACAAAGCUUCUUGGAGGAUCCAGAACUGAAGGAUGGAGUUUGUGGGGACUAUACUGGAGAAACUGGCUCACCCGAACCUUGGCCCUGAUCUGGAAGAGCCCCCUCCUCCUCGAUUCUCAUAGGUGGCACCUAAGCGCCGCCAAAAAGCGCCAAAAAUUAGUUCGACUUUGCCGGCUU